This is a messenger RNA of Drosophila gunungcola (fruit fly), 1503 nucleotides long. Its product is annotated as probable serine/threonine-protein kinase DDB_G0277071. The transcript has a single exon. Lineage: Eukaryota; Metazoa; Arthropoda; Insecta; Diptera; Drosophilidae. The record is from RefSeq and is a predicted model, not a curated record. The coding region runs from base 4 to 603 and encodes 199 amino acids.
GUCAUGCAGCCAACAUACGGCAGCGGCGGUUGCCACAACGGUAACAACGGCAGCGGCGGCAACAUUUGCAAUCAGCAGAUCAACAACUACAGCAAUAACAACGGCGGCAGCAGCAGCGGCAGCGGCAAUCAUAUGAGUGCAGGCAGUUUCUUCGGCAGCAGCAAUGCCAGCAACAGCAAUAGCAAUAGCAACAGCAAUACCGAUUAUAUGGCCACGCCGACUACCGCUUAUGCGACACCAGCGACAGCAGCAACAUCAACAGUGAACACCACGACGAUGCUGUCUAAUUACUGCGAUGCCGCGACCAUGAUGAUGGCCGCUGCUGCAGUCAAUGCAAAUCAAUGCCUGCAGCAACAUCACCAGCGUAUGUUGCUGGCGGGCAGCAGCAGCAGCAACAGCAACAGCAAUGGCACAGCAGCAAUACCCUCCUCGUCGUCGGCUGGAUCGCUGUCAUCUGCCUCAUCGACGCCAACAGCAACUGCAACAGCAGCCGUGGCCCCGCAGCAACAUCAGCAGCAACAGCAACAGCAGCAGCAACAGCAACAAUCGCCGCCAAAUUUAAUCGAUAUCAGUGAAGUUCCUCUCAUUGUGGAUGUCAAGUAGUGUAAUUAUUUAUGCAUCUAGAAAUGGGGCUCUAAAACAACCUUGUAGAUACCCCGCCCCAAAAAACCUAAAAAUCCAAAAACCCAAAAAAAAAUGUUUAAUGAAAAAUGUAAAAAAAAAAAACAAAAGGAAGAGCCGCGUAGCUUAAUUGACUAAUUUUCCAUUUGUAGUUUUUGUUGUAACUUUUUGUACAUAACUCCCAGAAAAAUCCAAAUUUUUCUCUAGGCCGCCCCAGCUGUGAGCAACACAUCUCAGCUGACAUAUCCCAGAGAACUUCAAAAGUUAAAUCCAAAAAAACUGGCGGCAAGUAACGUCAUUAUAUAUGAAUGUGUAUAAUAUUUAAAUGGCACUGAGUUCUACUUAAUUUUUAGACCACAAAAAUUAAAGAUAAAUUGAGGAAAGAAAGAAAUCAACCUUAACCCUUUAAAAAGACAAAACAUAAAGAUAGUUGAAAUAUUUAUAUAUGUAAUGUAGCAUAUACACUUAUAUACAUAUAUGAAUAUAUAAAUGAAACUCUACUCCCAGUGGUUUGCAGAAAUAUACCAAAAAUUUUAAGCUAUGUUUACUUGAUGUGUGGCAAUUUUUUAUGUGUGCUUUAGCAAUUUUAUUUUUACUUUAAGUAAAAUUUAAAAUUAAAUUCGAUUCUCGAAUGGUUUUUCUCUCUCCGUGGUGCAUCUCAAAGAUGCCGCUAGGUGGGAAGCCCAUUUCGUGGAAACAUGAAUGCAAAAUUUAGCGAAUUUUUUAUUUAGUAACCAUUACGAGUAAAAACACAAAACGUUCAGUGCAAGUUUCAGUUCUUAAACGAUUUUUUCGUAAGCAUAAGCAUUACCUUAUUUAUGUGUAUAGAGUAUGAAAAGUUUUAUAUAUUUUGUAAUAAUAAAAAUUUGCGUUUGUAAUGAA